Molecule: messenger RNA, 2157 nt
Organism: Carica papaya (papaya)
Lineage: Eukaryota; Viridiplantae; Streptophyta; Magnoliopsida; Brassicales; Caricaceae
Product: RNI-like superfamily protein
Biological process (GO): SCF-dependent proteasomal ubiquitin-dependent protein catabolic process
Cellular component (GO): SCF ubiquitin ligase complex
Molecular function (GO): protein binding
Source: RefSeq, a predicted model, not a curated record
UACCCUCACGUCAACCGACACGUGGCAUUGCCACCAAAACUUCUUCCCCGUGCUCUGCGAUCUCUCCCGUACAAAUUCUCCUCUCUCCCCCCCCACGCGCCCACAUACCCACACCCACACAUCGAGCAUCCACUAUGGAUGCCCUUGUCCACACCCCGACGUCAAUGGCCAAGCGUCCUUGCCCUUUCUCUCUCUCCUCAAACCCUAAUCAAACUCCUAAACUCUCAUCCUCGAGGGACCUCAGUCAGAUGGACCAUCUGCUCGAGUCAUUUCUGUCGUUAGGCGACUCUCCUUCUCUUCCCAUCGACCUUUCUUUUGACCGCCUCCUCCAAUCGGUCUCCUCCGACGCGGAUCAGACUCGCCUCAUCGAUCGCGCACUCCAGCUUGGCUCUCGCCUGCUCCAUGUCGCCAAUCGUUCCGCUCGAAAGCGUGCCUCCACUCAUAACGCCAUCGCUUGGCCUCUGCCUCCCGAUCUUACCAUCAAGGUCUUUUCCAUGCUCGAUACACAAAGCCUUUGUUAUGCUGCGGCUACUUGUUCAAUGUUCAACAAGUGUGCCACGGAUCCUUUGUGCUAUGCGAAUAUUGACUUGACAACUGUUGUCCCAAAGGUCAAUAAUGCAGUUGUUUCUACGAUGAUCCAGCGAGCUGGAAAAGCCCUGAAGUCUCUUAAACUUGGUAUAGUUCCAGGCCCAACUGCAUCUUGUCAAUCAUUGGUCUAUACCAUCAGGAACUCUAUAGAUGUCUCUAACUUCUCAUGGAAUGAUAAAAGGACCAGACAAGGAAAAGAGUCAUCCAUUCUUACUAGGUCCUGCCUGAACCCAUUAAGUGGUGAAAAUGGGACGUCUGGGACUCUUUUGAGGAGGCUGCACCUUUAUAAUAUUGAAAGAAUGGAUAAUGCAUCCCUCCGAGCGGCACUUUCAGCCUGCCCAUAUCUCCUUGAUCUGGAAAUUGUUGGCCUUCAUGUUGAGUUGAGGCAAACUUUAGUGUCAGUGAGCACAAAUUGCCACUUUAUAGAGCGUCUGUUCUUUGAAUCUUCAAAAACAGGGAGAGAUGACAGUCUGAAAUCACCCACCUGUUCUGAUUUGGUGAACAACUGCCCGAAUUUAACUGCAUUGGCUCUUAGAGGUUUUAAAUUGCAUGAUAACCAAGUCCGUGCGCUUGUUAAGGGUUUUCGCAAACUAAAGUAUAUUGAUUUUUCAACUUCAUACUCAAUCACUGGUCAGUUUUUAAGGAAUCUUGGAAACAGCACCGGUGGGAACCUAUUGGAGGUUUUGAUUUUGCGGGACUGCAUGCAUCUUAAAGAGGUAGAAGUUGCUCGGUUCUUGACAGCAGUCCUUGCAGGAGACUUCAAGUACCUUCAACACCUUGACAUAUCUAAUAGGGAAGGUUUGGCUUCAGAAGGUGACUGGUACCAAAGAUGUUAUAGCUCAGGUAUCAUUCCCCUAAAGCAAGUAAUGGAAGAAAGACCUGGUAUCUGUUUGCUGGCUGACUUCCCGGCGGAAGGAAGCUAUAUCGACAUUGAACAAAUGAUGGACAGUGACCUAAUUAGCGGGGAGGUCAGCUUACCAUCACAGACAAGCAGUCAGAUGUCAGAUGGUUCCUUCAUAAUGAGUUCAUCAGAGAGCAGCUACAACAGUGACCAGAGUAGUGGAAACGAGGAAGGUCAAGACUCGGGUUUUGUAGUUUAUGAGGAAAGCUCAGACGAGGUAGAUUUUCUGGUUAUCUAGGUGGAUUAUCAAAUAUAGCAAGGAUAGAAAUUAUUGCCACCAAAUUAACCAGGAAGGAGGCAUAGAGGUUGAGGGUGGUUGAUGAAUCCAACUGACAGUGGAUGUCUAUAGGAUUUCUGAAGCUGAAGUCACGAUACUUGGUGCAAAAGUGUGACCGUAAAGUCUCCCGGGGGUGUGGGGGAAGAGGGAGGGGGGGGGAGGUCAUUUUUAUUAAUUUUCCUUUCCGCUGCUUCAGUUCGAUCUCCUUCUGUUCAUAUGUAGUGUAGCUGUAUAAUUCUUACAGAACACCGUUGUAUUAUUAUUAGUCAUCAUAAAGGUAGUGGUUUAUGCCCCAAUGUUUUUCCGGCCUUCCCCUCCUAUGAUGCAAAAAGGUCGUCGGAGAGGUUUUUAUUUGGUUCUAUACCUACAAUAAGUCACAGCAUAUUCAACC